AAAAGGCCAAAGUCAGUAGCGGGUGACAGGGUAGGUCUGAAGGACAUUUUCUCUUCUUAGCUGAUUACCACACUUUCUUGACAAUGUCUGACUGUGAGUUGAUUCUGGCCAGCUGGGGAAAAGUGGAGAGCAACCUUGCUGGCUAUGGAGGAGAAGUUCUGACUCGUCUGUUCACAGAGCACCCUGACACCCAGAAACUCUUCCCUAAGUUUAUUGAGAUCCCAUGUGGUGAAAUGGCUGGAAAUGCAGCCAUUGCAGACCAUGGGAAGACAGUUUUGAUGAAACUGGGUGAGAUCCUCAAGGCAAAAGGCUCUAGUGAUGUCAUCAAGCCACUGGCUACAACCCAUGCCAAUAAACACAAGAUUGCCCUUAAUAACUUCAAACUGAUCACUGAGGUCAUCAUUAAGGUGCUUGGAGAGAAGGACGUAUGGGACGCUGCUACCCAGGAUGCUUUCAGAAAGGUGAUGGGUGGUGUUGUCAAUGAGAUUGACUGCGUCUAUAAGGAGCUUGGCUUCACUGGUUAGAUUACUUUUGCACCAUCUUUCCUACUCCCUGACUUUGCUGGAACAAAGCAAAUGAGUAUUUAUUGAGCCUGUGGGAAUAAUCAAAGCACUAAUGAUUACUGUUUCUGCAAUUAAUGGGUUGCCUCAGUGUUUAAUGUACUGGUGACAUGUAUUUGGUCCAAAAAAAUCAAAUAAAAUUUAAAUGAGAAA
This is a messenger RNA of Clarias gariepinus (North African catfish), 713 nucleotides long. Its product is annotated as myoglobin-like. The transcript is spliced from 4 exons. NCBI's taxonomy places the organism in Eukaryota, Metazoa, Chordata, Actinopteri, Siluriformes, Clariidae. Gene Ontology annotation, biological process: oxygen transport. The coding region runs from base 84 to 524 and encodes 146 amino acids. The record is from RefSeq and is a predicted model, not a curated record. Gene Ontology annotation, molecular function: heme binding; oxygen binding. Gene Ontology annotation, cellular component: extracellular exosome.